This is a messenger RNA of Leucoraja erinaceus (little skate), 1546 nucleotides long. RefSeq names its product protein tyrosine phosphatase type IVA 2. Gene Ontology annotation, biological process: protein dephosphorylation. Gene Ontology annotation, molecular function: protein tyrosine phosphatase activity. The record is from RefSeq and is a predicted model, not a curated record. NCBI's taxonomy places the organism in Eukaryota, Metazoa, Chordata, Chondrichthyes, Rajiformes, Rajidae. Bases 660 to 1166 code for a protein of 168 amino acids. Gene Ontology annotation, cellular component: nucleus. The transcript has 7 exons.
UGGACCCGCCAGUCGCCCUGAGACCGUGUGACGCUACGUACGAGGCGGUGUGUGUUGGAAUCGCUGCUCGGAACCACACGCCUUUUAGUAGUUUUCAAUGAACGGGCUGGUCGCUACUGAUUUUUUUAAUCUCGCCCAGCUGGUGCCAUCUGUCAUCCUUAACUCGGAGUCAUCAGCAAUUCAGCGGUAUUUCCGGUUGCUCAUUUAUGGAGUUUCUGAAGGGCAGCAGUGACUAUUGCCAAGCACAGCACGGCCUCCUUGCAGACAAGUGAACUUGGUCUCUGCUUUCAACUACUCCAUUGGGAAACUACCUUAAACGGAAAAGUGGCCUCAACAAACUGGGAUUCCUCUGGAUACUGGAUUUAAAAUUGGAUAAUUUGUGAGAAGCAGAGAACGGUUGUUCUUUCAGUGACCUUGUCUGGAUGGGGUAAAUCUACUUGUGUUUUGUGCACUUGGAUGCUUUGAGAAGCACCAUUGCACGGAGACACCAACUUAAAAAGUGCCAGGUUAAACUGGACUUGACAUCCUAUGUGCUAAAUCCAGCUGUGAGUGGAGGUUUAAAAGCACAAGCACCAACAGUGAAAACAAACUCGGUUCUGAGUAGUCGCUCCCAUUUUUAAAAAAAAAUUUAAAAUUGAAAUUAAAGUAUUGCAGCCACAAUGAACCGCCCAGCCCCAGUAGAAAUAUGUUCCGAGACCAUGAGAUUUCUCAUCACACACAAUCCAACUGAUGCUACCCUCAACAAGUUCACAGAGGAGCUCAAAAAGUACGGUGUUACCACACUGGUCCGAGUUUGUGAGGCCACAUAUGACAAAGCACCUGUUGAAAAAGAAGGUAUCCGGGUUUUGGAUUGGCCAUUUGAUGAUGGAGCUCCACCUCCGACCCAAAUUGUGGACGAUUGGUUGAAUCUGUUGAGAGAAAAAUUUCUUAAUGAGCCUGGAUGUUGCAUAGCUGUGCACUGUGUGGCAGGACUGGGACGAGCUCCAGUUCUUGUUGCACUAGCAUUGAUUGAAUCAGGAAUGAAGUAUGAAGAUGCUGUUCAAUUUAUACGGCAGAAAAGGCGUGGAGCUUUUAAUUCAAAGCAACUACUUUACCUCGAGAAAUAUCGGUCAAAAUUGCGUUUGCGCUUCCGAUCCACUAAUAGUACCAGCUGCUGCAUCCAGUAGCACUCUCAGACCGGACUAGACAUCCUGGUGACACGAACACACAACCGAGACGUAUCCACACUGUGGUGAAUUCAAGACCGUCGAUCUUGGAGUGAAUUUUACAAAAAGAAAUCUGUCAUUGUGGUGAAGGAAUUGUGUAUGUUUCAUAUUAUAAUUGAUCUUAUCAGGGAGGUUCAAACAGUCUGUAAAGAAAGGAAUUCACUGCCUCUGUGUGCAGGAGGUUGAGAUUAUGUCUGUGCAAAGCCCCGGCACUCUGUCACCUCACCUUGUAAACCUCACUUGUAUUGCACAAAACUUGCUGAGGAUAUGGUUUGAUGCAAUAGUUUCUCCUUCUGGUUGCAACAGGUAGGCAAAAUAAAAGGUGGAAUCUGGCACUGUAA